Molecule: messenger RNA, 2317 nt
Organism: Ilex paraguariensis (yerba mate)
Lineage: Eukaryota; Viridiplantae; Streptophyta; Magnoliopsida; Aquifoliales; Aquifoliaceae
Source: the annotation of a GenBank genome assembly
AUGGUUCAAGGAAUGGGUGCCACAAGAUGUUGUAUCAACUGGCGGGAAGUGCUUUGUUUUAAAAUGGGUCACGAGGCGCAACUGAACGCCAUAACAGAAAAAUCGAAAGAACCAGAGGCAGCAGAACCCGAACCUGAACCAACUACUGAAGUUCUUUUCCUUUGUAGUUGUGAAGGCUGUGGAAAGACAUUUAUUGAUGCUGGAGCUUUGAGGGACUACAUGGGACUGGUCCACUAAUUGGGAGACGUAGACCCACUACUGUUUUUAAGAAGCAUUAGAAGAAAAGUACAAUUUGUACUGAUUCUACUAUGAAGACCAAUCACUUACUUCCCAAGAAGUAGCUGGUGGCCCAACAUUUGCAGAUGCACCCCAGCUACCAUCUUGGGGCCCGAUCCCUCAACAACGCCGUGAGGGUGGAUUGUUAUACCACCGAGUCACAAAGUGGUCAUGAUGCAUGUUAGCUCAUUUAGCAUCUUUCUGCAAAUUGAUGGGUGUAAUUUUGAGCUUUGAAGAGGUAGCUUCUUAUUGUUUUGUCUUAGUUUGUGAUAUGGUCGUAAACUGCUUCUGGAAUCUGUCAUAAUUUGUGGUGGUGCCUUUUUUUUUUUUUUUUUUUUUUUGGGGGGGGGGGAGAGAGAGUUCUAUUGAUGUGGUAGGAAACUACUUAUGGGCAUAUAAAUGGAUGUCCAGCCGGAAGAUGUAGUUGGCUACGUGGACUACCUCAAGUGAGAAAUGAGUGUAAGGAACAGAGAAACCUGUGAAGUUGGUUGGAUAUAAAAACAAGGCUCAUUUAUAGGGUUUGACAAUCGAUUUGAGCCGGGAGGAGUCAUGUUUGAGUCGUGUCAUUUCAAGUUUGUGCCAGAGGCCCUACCACUCGAACAUGACCCAUUUAAUCAAUUGUGUCAAGCCUCUCAAAUACUAAUACGAACUGUUAGUAAUUGCACCAACCCAACUCUGCUCGCAAAACCCGUUUAAUAAAUGGGUUGUCUUUUGGUAUGCAUCACCUGCAAACCCAUCAAUCAGUCAACACGAUUAAUCGAAACAAAAAUCUUCCAACAAUGAAAUAUGGAUCAGGUUCAAAUAGAAAAACACUAAUCAAAGAUUCAACUGAAAAAAUCCAAAAGAUUUAGAACAAUUCCAUCAGUUUCCAAAAUAUGAGGAUCAGAUGCAACAUAAAAAAUGAAAUUUUUUAACAUUUUCCAAAAUUCAUAAUCCAAAGAUAAUGAACUAUGUCCUGAUAAUGAAUUCAAUUAAAAGCAAAGCCAAUCAAGAAAUGCAAGAAGAGAGAAAGAUGGAAACUUGAUGCAAUUCAUAGUGCAAGUGCUUGCCACAUCCAGUUGGACAAUCUCUUUGCAGUCAUUAUUCUUUGGCAGUUGUCAAGCUCAAGCUCUCUAGUGUAUAUACAGCUAUGAAGGCAAGCCAAUAACAAAGAACAUGGAAAAAUCCUGAAAUAGUGGAUUAUUGCUUUCGAAGAGAUAUUGAUUUAUCUAUCUUGGUCAAUAAAUUUUGCUUGCAAUGCCGUAGUAACGGAGAAUGGAUGGUUGAGAACCUUGGAGAAGAGCAAUGGAGAGAAUAUCAGACACAAAAGGAGGGACGUUAGGGGAGAGAGAGAGAGAAUCAGAAAACAAGAGCAAAAGGCGCUGAAGGGGAGUGGAUGAUAUUGGGGUUGUGCAAUUUUUUUUCCAUUUAUACUUGAAUUAAACUGAUCACAUACGAAUUGUGUUAGGGUUUGUUAUAGGGUUGACAUGGAUAAAUAAAUGGGUUGAAGGUGUCAAUUUUGGGUUACGUGGGUUGGAACCAAACAUGAUCUGUUUAUUAUUAGUGUCGGCAAAUUGUGUUAUUUUCUGGUUCAUGUCAAUAAAGAGUCAAUCAUAGCCUGUUGACUUCGUAUCCAGUUCGUGCCGAAAAUUGUCACUGUACUCAUUUGGGGCCUUGCCUUGUUGAGUUAUAGUUCCAGUUGUAUUUAUUUUCAGGCUGGUAAGCUAUUGCUUGUGUAAAUGUUUUCUAAUGUUGCAAUCUGGAAGUGAUACGUGCUUUCUAUUGUUACCAGGUGGGUUCUUCUAUUGUUACCAGGUGGGUUCUUGGUUUCACAUAUUGUCGUCAGUAGUUCUAUGUAAAUUUAUCGAUCAAAGUGUGAGUUUUUCUUAGACGGAGUCUGAGUCCUAUUAUAGUUGGGAUUACCUACUCUGCAAACAAGGGGCAACGUUGCAUCACCGAAUAAUCUGAAAUAAAUUUUUGGAUAGUUCGAAGUAAAAGAGACACUUUCUUAUUCAUACCGGAGCCAGAGAUUAUGUGUGCCCUCAUGAAGGCUGUGGUAAGG